AGGUACAAUCAGCCGGUGAGGUGAGAAUGCGAGGCAAUUGCUGGAUUCACUUGUGAUUUGGACUUUUGAUAGAUAAGUAACGCCCGAAGCACAGGUGAGACUGCACUUUUGGACACCCCACAGAAGACUGGACUAAUCGCAUUCGAUUCCCUUGAGGAUUUAGGAACAGCCGCAUUAUGCAACGCAUUGCUAUUAUCGGAGGAACUGGAAUGACCGGCGAGUGCGCCGUGGAUCACGCCCUAGAAAAGGGUCUCUCGGUGAAACUACUUUAUCGCACCGAAAAGACCAUCCCAGAACGCUUUAAGUCCAAAGUAGAGCUGGUCAAGGGCGAUGUGACCAACUACGAGGAUGUGCAGCGGCUCAUCGAGGGCGUGGAGGCAGUGGCCGUGGUACUAGGCACCCGCAACAAGCUGGAGGCCACCACCGAGCUCUCCCGCGGCACCGAGAACCUCAUCCGGGCCAUGAAGGAGGCCAAGCUCUCCAAGUUCUCCAUCGUCAUGUCCUCGUUCCUGCUGCGUCCGCUCAACGAGGUGCCCGCCGUGUUCCAUCGCCUGAACGAGGAGCACCAGCGCAUGCUGGACCUAACCAAGGCCUCCGGACUGGACUACAUCGCCAUCCUGCCGCCGCACAUCGCCGAUGAGCCGGCCACCGCCUACACCGUGGUGCACGACGAGGCUCCUGGACGUUUGGUGUCCAAAUACGAUCUGGGCAAGUUCAUCAUCGACAGCCUGGACCAGCCGGAGCACUACGGCAAGGUGUGCGGCAUCGGCAAGAGUCCCAAGAGUGCCUAGAAUCAAAAACCCAUCAUCCAUGACCAAUUGCAGCUGAUCGCUUGAGACGUACAAAUUUAAUUUGAUAUUCCUGUCGUAGUCCUAUUAAUUCGCCAAAUGUCUACAUACCCGUAAUGUGUAAUGUGAGCGCACAAUAAACUUUCCAUUUUAGAAGACACGAA
Drosophila takahashii is the source of this 952-nucleotide messenger RNA. The record is from RefSeq and is a predicted model, not a curated record. Lineage: Eukaryota; Metazoa; Arthropoda; Insecta; Diptera; Drosophilidae.